AUGGCUACUCCCGCACAAGAUAUCGCCGGUUCCUCCCACAGACUGGCCAGGACGGUCUCUCACAGCCUCAUGGUCUCAACUUCGCCCACUGCCACAUUCCAUACCCCCUCUCCAAUUGCCACAUUCCAUUCUCCCACUUCCAGCUUCGGCGGGUCUCAACUUACGCGGACUCAGACUGCUCCAAAACAACUGAAGCCAUUUGAUACUCAAGAUAUCAAGAUUCUGCUGUUGGAAAAUGUAAAUCAGAGCGGCAAAGAUAUUCUGUCAAGACAAGGCUACCAAGUGGAGUCAAUUAAGACCUCCCUACCAGAAGCCGAGUUGAUCGAGAAGAUCCGAAAUGUUCAUGUUAUUGGCAUCAGAUCAAAGACCAAGCUUAGCGAGAAGGUCCUCCGUGAAGCAAAGAACUUGAUUGUGGUCGGUUGUUUCUGCAUUGGUACCAACCAGGUCGACCUCGAAUAUGCCGCCAGACACGGCAUUGCGGUUUUCAACUCUCCCUUCGCCAACUCCAGGAGUGUGGCAGAACUGGUGAUUGCCGAAAUUAUUGCACUUGCACGACAACUUGGAGAUCGCUCAAACGAAUUGCACAGAGGGACAUGGAAUAAAGUCAGUGCGAAGUGCUGGGAAAUCCGUGGCAAAACUCUUGGCAUAAUUGGUUAUGGCCACAUUGGUUCCCAACUCUCGGUCCUGGCAGAAUCCAUGGGCAUGUCAGUGAUCUACUACGAUGUCGUGAACCUCAUGGCUCUAGGAACAGCAAGACAGGUUCCUACGCUGCAAGCACUCCUCAACGAAGCGGACUUUGUUACCUGUCAUGUUCCCGAGUUACCCGAGACUAAGAACAUGAUCGGAGCAGCACAAUUCGACCAAAUGAAGGAGGGAAGCUACCUGAUCAAUGCCAGUCGCGGGACAGUUGUCGACAUUCCAGCUCUCAUCAACGCUUCACGCAGUGGUAAGAUUGCAGGUGCAGCAUUGGAUGUCUACCCAAGCGAACCUGGUGGAAAUGGUGAUUACUUCACAACGGACUUGAACUCCUGGGCCGAGGACCUUCGAAGCUUGAAGAACAUCAUUCUUACUCCCCAUAUUGGAGGCAGCACUGAGGAGGCCCAACGUGCUAUUGGCGCUGAAGUCGCCGAUGCCUUGGUCAGAUAUGUCAAUUCUGGUGUCACCCUUGGCGCAGUGAACCUUCCUGAAGUCAACCUUCGUUCUUUGACUUUGGACGAGUCCAACCAUGCUAGAGUUAUUUAUAUCCAUCACAACGUUCCUGGUGUAUUGAGAAAAGUCAACGAAAUUCUUGGGGAUCAUAACGUUGACAAGCAGAUUACUGAUAACAAGGGCGAUGUUGCCUACUUAAUGGCAGAUAUCAGCAGUGUCCACCCACCACAGAUCAAAGAAAUUUCCGACGCCUUGGAAGCUUUGAGCUCUCGCAUCUUGACUAGAAUACUUUACUAA
Cadophora gregata is the source of this 1446-nucleotide messenger RNA. It is a transcript of the gene SER3, whose product is annotated as Phosphoglycerate dehydrogenase ser3. The transcript is spliced from 8 exons. Gene Ontology annotation, molecular function: NAD binding; oxidoreductase activity, acting on the CH-OH group of donors, NAD or NADP as acceptor. The record is from RefSeq and is a predicted model, not a curated record. The coding region runs from base 1 to 1446 and encodes 481 amino acids. Lineage: Eukaryota; Fungi; Ascomycota; Leotiomycetes; Helotiales; Ploettnerulaceae.